UCGCUGUUAAGAGGUGUAAAAAAAUUAUCACUCCCUCCAAACCCAAACUAUAUUGGUUGCCAACGCACCCAACACGACUCUCACUCGAACAUCCGAAAAACUUCCGAACGGACUUCGAUAUGGCUUCGGAUUCCGAGACACAAUAUGGCUUCACUCCAGUAGCCUCCUCCGCCACAGCCCUCUUGUCUGCGGCAAAGCCAUCCACUCCACCGCCCUAUAUUUCUGUAACGGACACACCCGUCCCCCAAACUGCAUUGGCGCAACGCAUCGAGGAGUACGCCCGGUUACACCUGCCAGAGCCUACGUAUAACCACUCUCUGCGCGUGUAUCACUAUGGCCUUGCUAUCAAGAGGCAUGUGUUCCCUUCUUGGACCUUUACUGAUGAGACUUACUACCUCUGCUGCUUGUUGCAUGACAUUGGGAGCACGGAGGAAAAUCUGAACAAGACCAAGUUGAGCUUUGAGUUUUACGGGGGCUUCCUUGCUUUGGAUAUCCUACAGGAUCGUGCUGAGUCGUCCACCAAUGCGGUAGCUCCCCGAGACCAAGCGGAGAGCGUCGCCGAGGCGAUCAUCCGGCAUCAGGACCUGUGUCAGGAAGGCAAGAUCACCGCAGUGGGCCAAUUGCUGCAAUUAGCCACGAUCUUUGACAACACGGGCUCUUAUGCUGACAUCGUCCAUUCAUCGACGAUUGAAGACGUGUCGCAGCGCUACCCACGUAAGCAAUGGAGCAACUGCUUUGCUUCUACUAUUCGCCGAGAGAAUGGGCUUAAGCCGUGGGCGCAUACCACGACUCUAGGGGAGGAGGACUUUCCAUCCAAGGUUCUCGGCAAUAAACUGAUGGCACCCUACGAACAGUCCAGCAGUCUGUAAGGAUGUCAAGUUCACGAAGUAGGGUGGGACGAUUUCUACAUGUAUUUCAUUUCUAUCUACAACGCUACGGUUGACCUAAUCAACUAGUGCCUCUUUUAUAUUCCUAAGUUUCUAC
Messenger RNA from Aspergillus alliaceus, 984 nucleotides. Its product is annotated as putative urea hydro-lyase/cyanamide hydratase. The transcript has 2 exons. The record is from RefSeq and is a predicted model, not a curated record. Bases 120 to 869 code for a protein of 249 amino acids. Lineage: Eukaryota; Fungi; Ascomycota; Eurotiomycetes; Eurotiales; Aspergillaceae.